This is a messenger RNA of Coregonus sp. 'balchen', 19112 nucleotides long. The record is from the annotation of a GenBank genome assembly. Lineage: Eukaryota; Metazoa; Chordata; Actinopteri; Salmoniformes; Salmonidae.
AUGGGUGACCGAGGGUGAAGACAGAAGGACACGAGGAGUAAGAGGGAGAAUGUGGGGAAAGAAGGCGACGAAACAAAUCAGGUUGCGGGCGUGUCCGCCUAGAGUUAUCUGACAUUUCGCAGCACUGAAUACACAAUAAAACACCCUGUUCUGGCAUCGAUUGAUGCCCCCGUCCCGCUUCUUUCACCAUUCACUGCCACAGCUCUGUAUUUUAUUGUACAUAACCUCAAUAUGGUUGCUCCUCAGGGGCGGCAGGGGAGGCACACAUUUAUUUAUUUGUGAUUCCCCCCCCCCCACCCAACCCCAAGGCUGUAUGUGUGUGUGCUCUUAACUGAAUCGGUUGUCGUUAGACACACAACCCCCUGUAGCAGCGGGAGGUUCACUUCUCUCUUUCUCUCUCAAUUCAAUUCAGUAGACUUUAUUGACAUGGCAAGUUAAAUUACUUACUUUGUCAAAGUAUACAUACAGUGCAUUCGGAAAGUAUUCAGACCCCUAAGACUUUUCCCACAUUAUGUUAUGUUACAGCCUUAUUCUAAAAUGGAAUAAAUAGUUUUUUUUCGCUCAUCAAUCUAGACACAAUACCCCAUAAUGACAACGCAAAAAAAGGUUUUUAGACAUUUUUGCAAAUGUAUUACAAAUAAAAAGCUGCAAUAUACUAUUUACAUAAGUAUUCAGACCCUUUACUCAGUACUUUGUUGAAGCAUCUUUGUCAGCGAUUACAGCCUUGAGUCUUCUUGGGUAUGUCCGCCCAGAGCUUGGCACACCUGUAUUUGGGGAGUUUCUCCCAUUCUUCUCUGCAGAUCCUCUCAAGCUCUGUCAGGUUGGAGACUAUUUUCAAGUCUCUUAGAGAUGUUUGAUCGAGUUCAAGUCCGGGCUCUGGCUGGGCCACUCAAAACAUUCAGAGACUUGUCCCGAAGGCACUCCUGCGUUGUCUUGGCUGUGUGCUUAGGGUUGUUGUCCUGUUGGAAGGUGAACCUUCGCCCCAGUCUGAGGUCCUGAGUGCUCUGGAGUAGGUUUUCAUCAAGGAUCUCUCUGUACUUUGCUCUUUUCAUCUUUCCAUCGAUCCUGACUAGUCUCCCAGUCCCUGCUGCUGAAAAACAUCCCAACAGCAUGAUGCUGCCACCACCAUGCUUCACCGUAGCGAUGGUGCCAGGUUUCCUCCAGAAGUGACACUUGGCAUUCAGGCCAAAGAGUUCAAUCUUGGUUUUAUCAGACCAGAGAAUCUUGUUUCUCAUGGUCUAAGGUGCCUUUUGGCAAACUCCAAGCGGGCUGUUAUGUGCCUUUUACUUAGGAGUGGCUUCCGUCUGACCACUCUACCAUAAAGGCCUGAUUGGUGGAGUGCUGCAGAGAUGGUUGUCUUUCUGAAAGGUUCUCCCAUCUCCACAGAGGAACUCUGGAGCUCUGUCCGAGUGACCAUCGGGUUCUUGGUCACCUCCGUGACCAAGGCCCUUCUCCCCCGAUUGCUCAGUUUGGCCGGGUGGCCAGCUCUAGGAAGAGUCUUGGUGGUUACAAACUUCUUCCAUUUAAGAAUGAUGGAGGCCACUGUGUUCAUGGGGACCUUCAAUGCUGCAGAAAUGUUUUGGUACCCUUCCCCAGAUCUGUGCCUCGACACAAUCCUGUCUCGGAGCUCUACGGACAGUUCCUUCAACCUCAUGGCUUGGUUUUUGCUCUGACAUGCACUGUCAACUUUGGGACCUUAUAUAGACAGGUGUGUGUCUUUCCAAAUCAUAUCCAAUCAAUUGAAUUUACCACAGGUGGACUCCAAUCAAAUUGUUGAAACAUGUCAAGGAUGAUCAAUGGAAACAGGAUGCACUUGAGCUCAAUUUCGAGUCUCAUAGCAACGGGUCUGAAUACUUACGUAAAUAAGAUUUUUCUGUUAAUUUAUUUUAAUAAAUUAGCAAACAUUUCUAAAUACCAGUUUUCGCUUUGUCAUUAUGGGGUAUUGUAUGUAGAUUGAUUAGUAAAACAUUUAUUUAAACCAUUUUAGAAUAAGGCUGUAACGUAUCAAAAUGUAGAAAAAGUCAAGGGGUCUGAAUACUUUCCGAAUGCACUGUAUAACAACAAUGGUUGGACCAACGGCAAUAAGGCAUCAACAAUAAUAAUAAUAGUAGUAGUGGAAAUGUGAUUACCAUUAACAGCAACUACAACAACAAUAUUAAUGAGAAUAACAAUACAUUAAAGCAAUAGUAGUAGACCAGUCUCAACAUGACUGAGAAUACACAUGACAUGGUAUGAAAGCCAAAACAAAACCAAAUGGGAAAUAUUAUUGACAUUACAUUGCUCUCUCUCUCUCUCUUCUCUCUCUCUCUCUCUCUCUCUCUCUCUCUCUCUCUCUCUCUCGUUCUCUCUCUCGUUCUCUCUCUCUCUCUCUUCCUCUCUCUCUCUCUCUCUCUCUCUCUCUCUCUCUCUCUCUCUCUCUCUCUCUCUCUCUCUCUCUCUCUCUCUCUCUCUCUCUCUCUCUCUCUCUCUCUCUAUGUCGUUUCUCUUUUUCCCACUGUGUUAGACUGUCAGUUUACCAUACAGUGGCUUGCGAAAGUAUUCUCCCCACUUGGCAUUUUUCCUAUUUUGUUGCCUUACAACCUGGAAUGAAAAUUGAUUUUUUUGGGGGGGUUGAUUCAUUUGAUUUACACAACAUGCCUACCACUUUGAAGAUGCAAAACAUUUUUGUGUGUGAAACAAACAAGAAAUAAGACAGAAAAACGGAAAACUUGAGCGUGCAUAACUAUUCACCCCCCCAUGGUCAAUAUUUGUAGAGCCACCUUUUGCAGCAAUUACAGCUGCAAGUCUCUCCCGAGUGGCGCAGUGGUCUAAGGCACUGCAUUGCAGUGCUAACUGUGCAACUAGAGAUCCUGGUUCGCGUCCAGGCUCUGUCGCAGCCGGCCGCUACCGGGAGACCCAUGGGCGGCGCACAAUGUCGUCCAAGGUAGGGGAGGGUUUGGCUGGCAGGGAUGUGGGUUCGUUUCCCAUGGGGGACCAGUAUGAAAAAAAAAAAAAAAAAAUACAUGUAUGCAUUCACUACCUGUAAGUUGCUCUGGAUAAGAGCGUCUGCUAAAUAAAAUGACUAAAAUGUAAAUGUAUGUCUCUAUAAGCUUGGCACAUCUAGCCACUGGGAUUUUUGCCCAUUCUUCAAAGCAAAACUGCUCCAUCUCCUUCAAGUUGGAUGGGUUCCGCUGGUGUACAGCAAUCUUUAAGUCAUACCACAGAUUCUCAAUUGGAUUGAGGUCUGGGCUUUGACUAGGCCAUUCUAAGACAUUUAAAUGUUUCUCCUUAAACCACUCAAGUGUUGCUUUAGCAGUAUGCUUAGGGUCAUUGUCCUGCUGGAAGGUGAACCUCCGUCCCAGUCUCAAAUCUCUGGAAGACUGAAACAGGUUUCCCUCAAGAAUUUUCCUGUAUUUAGCGGCAUCCAUCAUUCCUUCAAUUCUGACCAGUUUCUCAGUCCCUGCCGAUGAAAAACAUCCCCACAGUGAUGUUAGUCUCAUCUGACCAGAGUACAUUCUUCCAUAUGUUAGGGGAGUCUCCCACAUGGCUUUUGGCCAACACCAAACGUGUUUGCUUAAUUUUGUCUUUAAGCAAUGGCUUUUUUUCUGGCCAAGCUUCCGUAAUGCCCAGCUCUGUGGAGUGUAUGGCUUAAAGUGGUCCUAUGGACAGAUACUCCAAUAUCUGAUGUGGAGAUUUGCAGCUCCUUCAGGGUUAUCUUUGGUCUCUUUGUUGCCUCUCUGAUUAAUGCCCUCCUUGCCUGGUCCGUGAGUUUUGGUUGGCGGCCCUCUCUUGGCAGGUUUCUUGUGGUGCCAUAUUCUUUCAAUUUUUUUUAUAAUGGAUUUAUUGGUGCUCUGUGGGAUGUUCAAAGUUUCAGAUAUUUUUUUAUAACCCAACCCUGAUCUGUGCUUCUCCACAACUUUGUCCCUGACCUGUUUGGAGAGCUCCUUGGUCUUCAUGGUGCCGCUUGCUUGCUUUUUACCCCAUAUGUAACUCUGUGUUGUUGUUUUUAUCGCACUGCUUCGCUUUAUCUUGGCCAGGUCACAGUUGUAAAUGAGAACUUGUUCUCAACUGGCUUAACUGGUUAAAUAAAGGUGAAAUAAAAAUAAAAAAAUAAAGUGGUGCCCCUUGCUUAGUGGUGUUGCAGACUCUGGGGCCUUUCAGAACAGGUGUAUAUAUACUGAGAUCAUGUGACAGAUCAUGUGACACUUAGAUUGCUUUAUUUAACUAAUCAUGUGACUUCUGAAGGUAAUUGGUUGCACCAGAUCUUAUUUAGGGGCUUCAUAGCAAAGGGGGUGAAUACAUAUGCACGCACCACUUUUCCGUAAUUUAUUUUUUUGAAAUAAGUUAUUUUUUUCAUUUCACUUCACCAAUUUGGACUAUUUUGUGUAUGUCCAUUACAUUAAAUCCAAAUAAAAAUCCCAUUUAAAUUACAGGUUGUAAUACAACAAAAUAGGAAAAAUGCCAAGGGGGAUGAAUACUUUUGAAAGGCACUGUACCUUCUCCAAUCAGGUGGCAGCCGCCCGCUGGGCCCCGUGAAGCCUGUCCCUCAUGGCCAUUCCUUGUCUCUGUUUCCAUUUUCCGAGAAAAUGCUGAUGGAGUAUCAGGAAUCUCUGAGGGGAUUAGAAUGUGUUUAAAGUCACGUUAGGAAAGCCAGCGGCGUUCCGAAUCCUCAUUAUAUUUUCACACUCUCUCUCUCAUGCCAACCGCCUUUGUCAGGAUCAGAUACAAUUCUGAGAUAUCUUGAGUAAUAUAAAUAAAUCAAAUCCAGCAUCCUGUUUUCAAGGCAGUCGCUCGCACACGCACACACACACACACACACACACACACACACACACACACACACACACACACACACACACACACACACACACACACACAAACAAUCAACGAAUGCACACACACACACACACACACACACACACACACACACACACAGAGGAAGAAGGAGUGCUGGUGUUCCUUUCUAUUUAGUCCCAUCUGUAUGUGGUGUUUGUAACCCAUACAUAUACAGACUGUAUCACAAUUUUGUUAAUCAUAUGAUUUUAUGAAUGCAAAGCUUCAUUGAUUCUAGGGCUCAGUUUUCUUUCACUGGAAUGUCAUGUAAAUGUAUGAAAGUGGUUUGAAUAAUGUACAAGAGCGAUAUGUUACGUGUCAGUCUAAUGAAUUAAUAUGGGAAAUUGUGGUGUUUAGUAUUUUAGUAUUUUUAUUGGGAUCCCCAAUUAGGUUGCCAAGGCAGCGGCUCCUCUUCCUGGGGUCCAAACAGGAAACAAUACAACAAAUACAAUACAUAACGUGUCAUUUAGUCUCGGAUAUCCGGAGCAACGUAAGCCAGGCAACGGCACAAGUAAUGACUUCUCUCAGACAUUUUGAAAGGGGGAAAAAAAAUUGUUCCGGGGAGGGUCCUCUUCAGACAGACAACUCUCCCAACAAAUCACAAGUUUGGGUAGGCGGGGCUUAAAAUGCGGAUUGGAAUUGUGCUCAGGAUUAGCCAGGGAUAUGGCAGAGACUUUACUGACGCUCUUCCCAUUUUCACCGCAACUUGUGCAGAUGUGUUAAGCUGGAGCAUUCGUACAUUGCCGGAAGUAAACCGUCUGUCUAGAGAGACAAAAUGUUGCGCACUUUAUGUUUGUUUGUGUCUGUUUGUAUGGAUACACUGUGUACCUUCUCUGUACAUAAUAUGUACAAACAAGUGUGUGAAUUUAAGUGUGAGUGUUCAAGUAGUAGCCUGUGUGUUCCAGAGCUCUGUGUGUGUUCCAGAGCUCUGUGUGUGUUCCAGAGCUCUGUGUGUGUUCCAGAGCUCUGUGUGUGUUCCAGAGCUCUGUGUGUGUUCCAGAGCUCUGUGUGUGUUCCAGAGCUCUGUGUGUGUUCCAGAGCUCUGUGUGUGUUCCAGAGCUCUGUGUGUGUGUGCUGGUUGUGUGUGUGUCAAAUCAAAUGAAAUUGUAUUUGUCAAAUGCUUCAUAAACAACAGGUGUGGACUAAUAGUGAAAUCCUUAUUUAUGGGCCCUUCCCAACAAUGCAGAGAGAAAUAAAAUAGAGAAAUAAUGGAAAAGUAAAACACAGAAUAAUAAAAGUAAUAAUAAAUACACAAUGAGUAAUGAUAACUUGGCUAUAUACACGGGGUACCGGUACCGAGUCGAUGUGCAGGGGUACGAGGUACAUAUAACUAGGAAUAAAGUGACAGAUAGUAAACAUUAACAGCAGCGUAUGUGAUCAAUCAAAAUAAAAAAGAGUCAAUGCAGAUAGUCUGGGUAUCUAUUUGGUCAACUAUUUAACUAUUUAGCAGUCUUAUGGCUUGGGGGUAGAAGCAGUUCAAGGUCCUGUGGGGUCCAGAGUUGGUGCAUCUGUACCGCUUGCCGUGCGGUAACAGAGAGAACCGUUUGUAACUUGAAUGGCUUGAGUCUGACAAUUUUUAGGGCCUUCCUCUGACACCGCCUGGUAUAGAGGUCCUGGAUGGCAGGGAGCUCGGCCGUGAUGUACUGGGCCGUACGCACUACUUCUGUAGCGCCUUGCGGUCGGAUGCCAAGCAGUUGCCAUACCAAGCGGUGAUGCAGCCUGUCAAGAUGCUCUCAAUGGUGCAGCUGUAGAACAUGUUAAGGAUCUGAGGGCCCAUGACAAAUCUUUUCAGCCUCCUGAGGGGGAAGAGACGUUGUCGUGCCCUCUUCACAACUUUGUUGGUGUGUUUGGACCAUGAUAGAUCCUUAGUGAUGUGGACACAGAGAAACAUGAAGCUCUCGACCCGCUCCACUACAGCCCUGUUGAUGUGAAUGGGGAUGUGCUCGGACCUCCAUUUCCUGUAGUCCACGAUCAGCUCCUUUGUCUUGCUGACGUUGAGGGAGAGGUUGUUGUCCUGGCACCACGCUGCCAGGUGUUGUGCGCGGCCACGCAAUCGUGGGUGAACAGGGAGUACAGGAGGGGACUAAGCACGCACCCCCGAAGGUCCCCCGGGUUGAGGGUCAGUGUGGCGGAUGUGUUGUUGCCUACCCUCACCACCUGGGGGUGUCCCGUCAGGAAGUCCAGAAUCCAGUUGCAGACGGAGGUGUUCAGUCCCAGGGUCCUUAGCUUAGUGAUGAGCUUGGAGGGCACUAUGGUGUUGAACGCUGAGCUGUAGUCAAUGAACAGCAUUCUCACGUAGGUGUUCCUUUUGUCCAAGUGGGAAACAGUGUGGAGUGCAAUAGAGAAUGCGUCAUCUGUGGAUCUGUUUGGUCGGUAUGCGAAUUGGAGUGGGUCCAGUGUGUCUGGGAUGAUGGUGUUGAUGUGAGCCAUGACCAGUCUUUCAAAGCAUUUAAUGGCUACAGAUGUGAGUGCUACGGGGCAAUAGUUAUUCAGACAGGUUACCUUGGCGUUCUUGGGCACAGGGACUAUGGUGGUCUGCUUGAAACAUGUAGGUGUUACAGACUGGGUCAGGAAGCGGUUGAAAAUAUCAGUGAAGACAAUUGCCAGCUGGUCAGCGCAUGCUCCGAGUAUGCUUCCUGGUAAUCCGUAGGCCCUGCGGCCUUGUAAAUGUUUACCUGUUUAAAGGUUUUACUCACAUCGGCUACAGAGAGCGUGAUCACAUAGUCAACCGGAACAGCUGGUGCCUUCACGCAUGGUUCAGUAUUACUUGCCUCGAAGCGAGCAUAGAAGGCAUUUAGCUCAUCCGGUAAGCUCUCGUCACUGGGCAGCUCGUGGCUGGGUUUCUCUUUGUAAUCCGUAAUAGUUUGCAAGCCCUGCCACAUCCGACGACUGUCAGAACCGGUGUAGUAGGAUUCAGUCUUAGUCCUGUAUUGACGCUUUGCAUGUUUGAUGGUUCGUCGGAGGGCGUAGUGGGAUUUUUUAGAACCGUCCGGGUUAGUGUCCCACUCCUUGGAAGCGGCAGUUCUAGCCUUUAGCUCAGUGUGGAUGUUGCCUGUAAUUCAUGGCUUCUGGUUGGGAUAUGUACAUACGGUCACUGUGGGGAUGACGUCGUUGAUACACUUGAUAAAGCCGGUGACUGAUGUGGUAAACUCAUCGAUGUUAUCGGAUGAAUCCCGGAACAUAUUCCAGUCUGUGAUAGUGAAACAGUCCUGUAGCUUAGCAUCCACUUCAUCGGACCACUUCCGUAUUGAGCGCGUCACUGGUACUUCCUGUUUGAGUUUUUGCUUGUAAGCAGGAAUCAGUAGUAUAGAGUUAUUGUCAGAUUUGCCAAAAUGAAGGGCGAGGGAGAGCUUUGUAUGUGUCUCUGUGUGUGUAGUAAAGGUGAUCUACAGUUUUUUUCACCUCCUACUUCCACAGUGUGUAUGUGUGUGUGUGUGUGUGCGUGUGUGUGCGUGUGUGUGCGUGUGUGUGUGUGUGUGUGUGUGUUUCAGAGCAGUAAUGACUGGAGCUCAAUGCGGUGGAAUAGGACUUGUAUGUGCCGAGGGGGGUUGACAUGGUUAACCCCCCUUCUCCUCCUCCCCCAAACCUCCCUCCCUCCUCAACCCCAACCCCCCCAAAUGCCCCCUGUCCCAUACCAGAUGGACGCCUUGCCUUGUGAAUCACUGCUGACGAGAGGGGAGUUUUUUUUCAGUCUUCACAGAAGCACAUCUGCUGCUUCCCCAGCAGGGUCCCCUUCCACCUGCUCCAACACACACACACACACACACACACACACUCACACACACACACACACACACACACACACACACACGUUCAAGCACAAACACACCGCGAAAACACACAUGCGCACACACACUCAAGCACGUGCACACUUGCACACGCAUACAUGCGGGAGAUGUGGAAGGGGGGGGGCGGGGGUCACAAAAGGAAGGAUAAGUGGCCCCAACCUGUCCUGUCAUGAAGUGUGGUGAUAUUGUGUGAUUAUUAACAUUGCAAUGAUGUUUUCCUCUCUCUGUGUGUUGCAGUGUCAGAGUGUCGAGGUGGUGGAGACACCCAGCCCAGGUUCUCCUCCUCUCUGCCCACCUACUUUCCUGUCUCCUGCCAGCUGCAGGGCGCCGACUCCUCCUUUUUCCUCCGGGAGGCAGGACAGGAAGUGAUGCGUAAUGGCAGCCUGCGGACGCGCACUGAGCCCUUCUUCCUCCACCAACCAGAAGCGGGCGCCGCCCCCCUGCCAUCCGUCAACUGUAGCUACGGCAACCUGACGGCCGAGGCCCCCGUGCCGCUAGAGCUGCUCCAGGGGUCCCCGCGCCUCCUGGGCCCCUCCCCCACCCACAUCACCCUCAACUGGAAGGUGCGUGCCCAUGUGGUGAGCCGCAGGGUGGGCUCGGCACGCCCCCUCAUCCAGGUGCUGUUCUACCUGGCUGGCCGCCGCUGGGACGAGGCAGCCCCACUUCCGGAGCAGCUGCCCUGUGUGAGGGUGAUAGCGGUGCGGGAGCCCAGCGAAGCCUCCCCCUCGGCGGGCUGCAGGUUGGAUGAGGUGGGGGGCGGCGUGGGGAUCUGUGUGGCUCGCUUAGAGCUGCCUGCUGGCUGGUUCACCCCGUCACCAGGACGGAAGAGGCUCCCUGAUACGGCCCUGAACGGAGUGGAGCUGUACUACUCUGUCCAGCCCCUAGAGGAUGAGAGCGAGGAGUGCCCAGCCAGCAAGGAGCAGUGGAGAGGGCAGAGUGGAGCAGGGGGUGACAUGCAGAGUGCUGGGCCUGUGGGGCUGGUGGUGGGGCUGGUGAGGCCCAUGGGGGAGAGGCUGAGACUGGAUGACAACGUCGAGAUCCUGGUGCCUCCCAGUCCCAUCAGACUGGGACAGAUGGUGGGCUUCGGGAUCAGCAUGAGUUCUGCCUCUAGUCUGGAGCAGUUCACUCUCAGGUGGGUCACAAUACACACACACACACACACACACACUCACUCACCCACUCACUCACUCACCCACUCACCUACUCACUCACUCACUCACUCACUCACACACACCCUUCUGUGGGAUGCCUGGGAGCUUAUCUGUACGAUUGUAUUGCUUUGGCCUUAGGAAUAUGCGGUUGACAAAAUUACAAAUUGUACAGUUUCAUCAUUCUAUAGAUACCUCCCAAACACAUCACACGAGGCAACAUUCUGCAUUACUUUAACAUCAAAACCUUUGCCUCAUAUGGGUUUUGAUGUGUUCAAAGGUUUCUGAGCACAGUACGCACCAAAGGGAAAUCAACUUUGACACCAGAAAAGUUAUUUUGUGCCCAAAAAUUUAAAGCCCCGUGGCGCAGCUUGGCUAAAAAGUUUUUUGUCAAAGUUACCCCCCUGGAAAGUUAUUUCCUGUAUAAAAAGUGAGCGCACGUUUUUUUCCGUGUUUAUUUCGAGGAAAAGGAGGGGAGGGGGGAAAAGGGGGAAAAAAGCGUUUUUUCCGGCCGGCUUUUCUCUCCACUCUUUCCGCUCCUUUCGUCCCGGGGUCGGCGCGGGGGCCCCGGCGCGCCCCGGGGUCGCGCAUUCGGCGCCCCCCCCGCUCCCCCCGGGGGCCCCAGAAAGAGAACGCCGGGGAACCGGGGGGGGCGCGGGGGGGGGCCCGGCCCCGCGGGGGCCCCCCGGGCGCGGAGCGCCGCCCGCGGGCCCCCCCCGGGCGCCCCCCCCCCUCGGGGGCGCCCCCGGGGCCCCCUCCCUUCCUCCGUACCUCCCCCCCCUUUCCGGGCCCCCCCCCCCCCGCCCCCCCCGGGGGCCCCCCACCCCCCCAACCUUUUUUCCUUUUUUCUCUUUUUUUCCUUCGCCCCACUUCCUCCAAAAAAUACUUAAUCCCUUUUGCGUUUCCCCCCUUUUCGCUAGUAGGGUAAGGGGUGGCUCCAGGGACACACACCACACCCCACACCAACAACCCACAAAAAACACACACACACACACACACACACCACACCCUGGGGUCAGUGAGCCCCCCCCCAAAUAGUCUGCUCUACAGUAACGGGGGUAGAAACUCUAUGCCCUUUUCCCCGCCCUCCCCCUCCUCCCCGAACCUUUCCUUUUUCCCCCCCCUCUUCUGCCUCGUUCUCCUCUUUAAACAUUAAUUUACACCCCCUGUUUAGGGUUUUUAAGCAUUCAUUUAUACGCCCGUUUAGGCUGUCCUCCUCUAAGAAAUUUUCACCCCCUGUCAGGCUGUCCUCUUUAAGCAUUUUUUUACCCCCUGUCUGGCGUCCUCCUCUUAAGCAUUAAUUUUUCAAGCCUGUUCAGGCUGUCCUCCUCUAAAGCAUUAAUUACACCGCUGUCUCAGGCGUCCUCCUCUUAAGCAUUAAUUUACACCGCCUGUCUCAGGCUGUCUCCUUUAGAUUUACAUGUCUCAGGACGUCCUCCUCUCACUUUUCACUCCUGUCUCAGGCUGUCCUCCUCUUAAGCAUUAAUUUACACCGCCUGUCUCAGGCUGUCCUCCUCUUCAUUUACACCACCUGUCUCAGGCUGUCCUCCUCUUCAUUUACACCACCUGUCUCAGGCUGUCCUCCUCUUCAUUUACACCACCUGUCUCAGGCUGUCCUCCUCUUCAUUUACACCGCCUGUCUCAGGCUGUCCUCCUCUUAAUUUACACCAACUGUCUCAGGCUGUCCUCCUCCUGUAAUUUACAACCAACCCCUGUCUCAGGCUUUGUCCCUCUCUGAUUUGACCACCACACUGUCUCAGGCUGUCCUCCUCUUCAUUUACACCGCAUGUCUCAGGGUAAUCCGUUAUCAUCAGACUUUAGCAAAAGUCUAGAGAGCUUGCAGGUCAGCAUUUCAUUGUACUGUGUACACUGUGGAUCCUGUGCAUAUGACAAAUAAACUUUGAUUUGAAAUGAUGUAUCAUUUAGGCCACAGUCAGUGUGUAGCUGAAUUACAAUUGUAAGGUUACAUGGACAGGGAAGAUCUGAUUCUAGAUCAGCAAUUUAUUCUGAGUGACCAUGGUGACUUACACUGGGUUGACUGCACUGCUACAGAAAAGGAAAGUUUCUUUCUGGAAGUCACUGACUUCCCAUAAGCUGUAGAGGACAUGUGCUGUGGUGUGUGUGUGUGUGUCUGUUUGUGUGUGUGUCUGUUUGUGUGUGUGUCUGUUUGUGUGUGUGUGUGUGUGUGUGUGUGUGUGUAUGUGUGUGUGUGUGUGUGUGUGUGGUGUGUGUGUGUGUGUGUGUGUGUGUGUGUGUGUGUGUGGUGGGGGGUGUGUCUGUGUGUGUGUGUGAUUAUCGUCUCAGACACAGUUCCAGACUCUUGUUAUCCAGACACACUGCACCACACGUCCUCUACCCCCAACCAUUUAUUUCCCUCCCCCCCCCCCCCCCCCCCCCCCCCCCCCCCCCCCCCUCUCCUCCCUUCUCUUGUCUCUUAGUAAACCCAAAUGUUUACUACACAUUUAUGACACAGUAAUAUCCUACUAGGGUGUUUGUAUAGUACAAGCCACAGUCAAUUGCACAAUAUACUGCAUAUGAUAAACUGUGCAACAGUAUUUGUGUUAAUAAUGCAUUAACACUAGAAAAGCCUGGCCUCGAGGGAUUCCCCCUUUGAGCCAAUGACGAGUCUUUUGGACGUCAACAUUCUAACAGUCUAAUAAAUUAAUUUCAUAUAUGCUAUCGCAAAAAUAAUAAUUUGAUUGUGUUAAUGAAGGUCUUAUGAAACAUUAGAAUAUGAAAGAAAAUGUAUUUCAAAUAACACAAUAGCAUUUUCAUUAGUUAAUGUAACUGUAGGAUAUAUGUAUGGAUGAAUAACCACUAAAACACCACAUUUAAAGUGUUAAAAUCCAUUAAAUAAACACCAUCACCAAGAUCAUUCAUUAUAAAUUCGUUAAGGGCAGGUCUUAAGCAACAUUAUGAAACUAAGAAAAUGCAUUUCAAAAGAACAGAAAAUGGCAUAUCUUGAGUUUAAAUAUAUUAGUGUGCUUUGAGUUCACCUGGGGAGCACAUGGAAUGUGGUAAUUCUACCAAAGAGUUAUAUUUUGAAAUAGAGCUCAAGGAAUCAUUUUUAAGAGUUGUUUGGCAAGGAUAGGUGAUUUGGAAACUGCAGAAUCUGCUCUCUCUGAAACUAUAUAGACAUCAACAUGUCUUACCGGCUUGUUAGUCACUUUUUGGGUUCUGUUUCCCUACCUCUGUGUCAAUUCCAAGCUGCGCUGUUCAUCAGAUUCUUCAUAUACAAUUUAACAAUUGAUAAUAUUCUCACCCAUCAGACUGUUGUCAAUGUAACGUUGUCUUUAGGCUAACUCUAUUAUUAUGUGUGACAUUAGUUUGGAUGGGCCAUCAUCGGCUGCGCAGGCUGACUGCCAGUGAACGAGGAGCAGGGAAACAAAGGUGUUGUUAGUAGUUGUAUUCAAGCUAAUGUGUGUGUGUGUGUGUGUGUGUGUGUGUGUGUUUGUUUGAGAGUCUAUAGUCGGUGUGUGUGUGUACGUGUGUAUGACCUGUGUGGAGAGGUGUCAGGGUACGAGUGUGUGCAGUGUAAGCAGGUGGAAGGACUAGGCCUCUACGCUGCUGUAAGAGAUCUACAGUUUCUAUCUGAUCCUCUGUAAAUCCGGCUAAUCCCACUACACACAUAUCCUUGUACGCCACCCCUGAUCCCAAGAUGCUAUCAUCGAUCUCUCAGCUCCUCUCCUCCAGGGCCCUUACAGCUCGCUUGAGAGUGUGUUUGUUUAUGUGUGUGUGUGUGUUUACCUGUGUGUGUGUGUGUGUGUGUGUGUGUGUGUGUGUGUGUGUGUGAGUUUUACCUGUGUGUGUGUGUGUGUGUGUGUUUGUGUGUGUGUGUGUGUGUGUGUGUUUGGUGUGUGUGUGUGUGUGAAGAGGAGGAGGAGGAGAUUGCAAGGGAGGACAGGCGGAAGUCCCACUUUUCAACCCGUCGACUCCCAGACAAACAGGUGUGUGUGUGUGUGAGUACGUGCGUGAAUGCCUGUGCUUGCUGUGACCCUAUUCAAAAGAAUUGGAUGUUUUACACAUCAACAAUUGCAAAAUGAACCGUCCUAUUUGAUUCUUCUUCUCUCUGUUGCUGUGUUGAUUAGUGAGAGAGAGAGAAGAGAGAGAGGAGAGAGAGAGAGAGAGAGAGAGAGAGAGAGAGAGAGAGAGAGAUAACGUCUAUCUAGACAUCCCGCCUCCUCCUCGGUUAGUGUUUGAGGAGCUGAUUAGUAGCUAGUUCACAUGUUUGUCCACGGGAUAAAACAAGUGAAGCUGAUGUUGUUCACGAACAGAAGUGGAACUUGAGGCUGGGCGAUGAGCCCUAGCUGUCACUAAAAUGGCUACUAUGCAUUAGCAAACAGAAAGAGCAGGCUAGCUCCUGCUCUCGCCCAGUCACUUGGAAGAGACGUGCAGAUCUGUAGUAAGGUGACUACAUCGUGAAAAUGAAGGUAAAUCUGUAGUAAGGUGACUACGAUCGUGGAAGAUGACGGUGAAUCUAUAUUUAAGGUGACUAACUCUUGAAAUGAAGGGUGAAUCUAUAGUAGGUGACUACGUCGUGAAGAUGAAGUCAAUCUGUGGUAAGGUUGGACCUACAUCGUGAAAAUGAAGGGUGAGAUCUGUAUAAGGUGACUACGGCGUGAACUAUGAAGGUAAAUCUGUAGUAAGGUGACUACAUCGUGAAAAUGAAGGUGGUUCUGGUAGUAAGGUGACUGACCGUCGUGAAGAAUGAAGGUAAAUCCUGUGGUAAGGUGAACUACAUCGUGAAAAUGAAGGUGAAUCUAUAGAAAAGGUGACUACAUCGUGAAAAUGAAGGUGAAUCUAUAGUAAGGUUACUACAACAUCGUUAAAAUGAAGGGACUCUAUAGUAAGGUGACUACUCGUUGAAGCUGAAGGUAAAUCUGUAGUAAGGUGACUACAUCGUUGAAGAUGAAGGUGAAUCUAUAGUAAAGGUGACUACAUCGUGAAAAUGAAGGUGAAUCUAUAGUAAGGUGACUACAUCAUGAAGAUGAAGAUGAAUCUAUAGUAAGGUGACUACAUCGUGAAGAUGAAGGUGAAUCUAUAGUAAGGUGACUACGUCGUGAAGAUGAAGGUAAAUCUGUAGUAAGGUGACUACAUCGUGAAAAUGAAGGUAAAUCUGUAGUAAGGUGACUACAUCGUGAAGAUGAAGGUAAAUCUGUAGUAAGGUGACUACAUCGUGAAGAUGAAGGUGAAUCUAUAGUAAGGUGACUACAUCGUGAAGUUGAAGGUAAAUCUAUAGUAAGGUGACUACAUCGUGAAGUUGAAGGUAAAUCUAUAGUAAGGUGACUACAUCGUGAAGAUGAAGGUGAAUCUAUAGUAAGGUGACUACAUCGUGAAAAUGAAGGUGAAUCUAUAGUAAGGUGACUACAUCGUGAAGAUGAAGGUGAAUCUAUAGUAAGGUGACUACAUCGUGAAAAUGAAGGUGAAUCUAUAGUAAGGUGACUACGUCGUGAAGAUGAAGGUGAAUCUGUAGUAAGGUGACUACGUCGUGAAGAUUAAGGUGAAUCUGUAGUAAGCUGACUACGUCGUGAAGAUGAAGGUGAAUCUGUAGUAAGCUGACUACGUCGUGAAGAUGAAGGUGAAGCUAUAGUAAGCUGACUACGUCGUGAAGAUGAAGGUGAAUCUAUAGUAAGCUGACUACGUCGUGAAAAUGAAGGUGAAUCUAUAGUAAGGUGACUACGUCGUGAAAAUGAAGGUUAAUCUAUAGUAAGCUGACUACGUCGUGAAAAUGAAGGUUAAUCUAUAGUAAGGUGACUACAUCGUGAAAAUGAAGGUGAAUCUAUAGUAAGGUGACUACAUCGUGAAAAUGAAGGUUAAUCUAUAGUAAGGUGACUACAUCGUGAAAAUGAAGGUGAAUCUAUAGUAAGGUGACUACGUCGUGAAAAUGAAGGUUAAUCUAUAGUAAGCUGACUACGUCGUGAAAAUGAAGGUGAAUCUAUAGUAAGGUGACUACAUCGUGAAAAUGAAGGUUAAUCUAUAGUAAGCUGACUACGUCAUGAAAAUGAAGGUGAAUCUAUAGUAAGGUGACUACGUCGUGAAGAUGAAGGUGAAUCUAUAGUAAGGUGACUACAUCGUGAAGAUGAAGGUGAAUCUGUAGUAAGGUGAGUACGUCGUGAAGAUGAAGGUGAAUCUGUAGUAAGCUGACUACGUCGUGAAGAUGAAGGUGAAUCUAUAGUAAGGUGACUACGUCGUGAAGCUGAAGGUGAAUCUAUAGUAAGGUGACUACAUUGUGAAGAUGAAGGUGAAUCUAUAGUAAGGUGACUACGUCGUGAAGAUGAAGGUGAAUCUAUAGUAAGGUGACUACGUCGUGAAGAUGAAGGUGAAUCUAUAGUAAGGUGACUACAUCGUGAAAAUAUAGGUGAAUCUAUAGUAAGGUGACUACAUCGUGAAAAUGAAGGUGAAUCUAUAGUAAGGUGACUACAUCGUGAAGAUGAAGGUGAAUCUAUAGUAAGGUGACUACAUCGUGAAGAUGAAGGUGAAUCUAUAGUAAGGUGACUACAUCGUGAAGAUGAAGGUGAAUCUAUAGUAAGGUGACUACAUCGUGAAGAUUAAGGUGAAUCUAUAGUAAGGUGACUACAUCGUGAAGCUGAAGGUAAAUCUGUAGUAAGGUGACUACAUCGUGAAAAUGAAAGUAAAUCUAUAGUAAGGUGACUACAUCGUGAAGAUGAAGGUGAAUCUAUAGUAAGGUGACUACGUCGUGAAGAUGAAGGUGAAUCUAUAGUAAGGUGACUACGUCGUGAAGAUGAAGGUGAGUUCUAUAGUAAGGUGACUACGUCGUGAAGAUGAAGGUGAAUCUAUAGUAAGGUGACUACGUCGUGAAGAUGAAGGUGAAUCUAUAGUAAGGUGACUACGUCGUGAAGAUGAAGGUGAAUAUGUAGUAAGGUGACUUCGUCGUGAAGAUGAAGGUGAAUCUAUAGUAAGGUGACUACGUCGUGAUAUUCAACGUUUGGAAAGUAGAUCACAAGCAUGUUGGUAGGUGGAGUGGUAAAUGGGCGUAAUCCACUGGUUUGCAAAACAAAAGCUUCCCAAUUUGCUCCCCCCUUGGGGAGACUUAAAGUUUCGAUUUUUCUUUUACUUCAGGUAAGACUGCACGUGUGUGUACCUGCAGACAACACGUAUGUGUACCUGCAGACAACACGUAUGUGUACCUGCAGACAACACGUAUGUGUACCUGCAGACAGCACGUAUGUGUACCUGCAGACAGCAUGUAUGUGUACCCGCAGACAACACGUAUGUGUACCUGCAGACAGCGGGCAAGAGUUGAUGUGCAUAAAGAAAACACAUGGAAUCUGUUACUAUUAUCAUACAGUUCCUUGCGAAAGUAUUCAUCCCCCUCAGCGUUUUUACUAUUUUGUUGCACUUCAACCUGUAAUUUAAAUUGAUUUUUAUUUGGAUUUCAUGUCAUGGACUUGUUUCAGAAAAUUCUACAAAAUAAAUAACGGAAAAAUGGUGCGUGCGUAUGUAUUCACCCCCUUUGCUAUGAAGCCCCUAAAUAAGAUCUGGUGCAACCAAUUACCUUCAGAAGUCACAUAAUGAGUUAAAUCUCAUGAGCAAUCUAAUUGUCACAUGAUCUGUCACACGAUCUCAGUAUAUAUACACCUGUUCUGAAAGGCCCCAGAGUCUGCAACACCACUAAGCAAGGGGCACCACCAAGCAAGCGGCACCAUGAAGACCAAGGAGCUCUCCAAACAGGUCAGGGACAAAGUUGUGGAGAAGCACAGAUCAGGGUUGGGUUAUAAAAAAAUAUCCAAAACUUUGAACAUCCCAUGGAGCACCAUUAAAUCCAUUAUUAAAAAAUUGAAAGAAUAUGGCACCACAACAAACCUGCCAAGAGAGGGCCGCCCACCAAAACUCACAGACCAGGUAAGGAGGGCAUUAAUCAGAGAGGCAACAAACAGACCAAAGAUAACCCUGAAGGAGCUGCAAAGCUCCACAGUGGAGAUGGGAGUAUCUGUCCAUAGGACCACUUUAAGCCGUACACUCCACAGAGCUGGGCUUUAUGGAAGAGUGGCCAGAAAAAAGCCAUUGCUUAAAGAAAAAAAUAAGCAAACACGUUCUGUGUUCGCCAAAAGGCAUGUGGGAGACUCACCAAACAUAUGGAAGAAUGUACUCUGGUCAGAUGAAUUGAGCUUUUGGCCAUCAACUAAAACGCUAUGUCUGGCGCAAACCCAACACCUCUCAUCACCCCGAGAACACCAUCGGCAGGGACUGGGAAACUGGUCAGAAUUGAAGGAAUGAUGGAUGGUGCUAAAUACAGGGAAAUUCUUGAGAGAAACCUGUUUCAGUCUUCCAGAGAUUUGAGACUGGGACGGAGGUUCACCUUCCAGCAGGACAAUGACCCUAAGCAUACUGCUAAAGCAACACUCGAGUGGUUUAAGGGGAAACAUUUAAAUGUCUUAGAAUGUCCUAGUCAAAGCCCAGACCUCUAUCCAAUUGAGAAUCUGUGCUAUGACUUAAAUAUUGCUGUACACCAGCAGAACCCAUCCAACUUGAAGGAGCUGGAGCAGUUUUGCCUUGAAGAAUGGGCAAAAAUCCCAGUGGCUAGAUGUGCCAAGCUUAUAGAGACAUACCCCAAGAGACUUGCAGCUGUAAUUGCUGCAAAAGGUGGCUCUACAAAGUAUUGAUCUUGGGUGGGUGAAUAGUUAUGCACGCUCAAGUUUUCUGUUUUUUUUGUCUUAUUUCUUGUUUGUUCACAAUAAAAAAUAUUUUGCAUCUUCAAAGUGCUAGGCAUGUUGUGUAAAUCAAAUGAUACAAACCACCCCCAAAAAAUCCAUUUUAAUUCCAGGUUGUAAGGCAACAAAAUAGAAAAAGUGCCAAGGGGGGUGAAUACUUUCGCAAGCCACUGUAUACUGUUACUAGUCCAUACCUAGCCUGCGUAUAGUGAAUGUUAGUGAACUAUCUUUGACCCGGGCCCAUAGGGCUCUCUGGUCAAUAGUAGCACACUUUAUAGGGAAUAGGGUGCAAUUUGGGAGGCAGCCUAGCCUUCUCUCUCACCCCUUUUCUUAUACUCCUUAGUAUUACAUAGAGACACAGGAGACAGGAGUCUCAGGUGACACAGGACACAGGACAUACAGAACACACAGGAGACAGGACACAAAGGAGACACAGGAGACAGGACACAGGACACACAGGAGACACAGGACACAGGACACACAGGACACACAGGAGACACAGGAGACAGGACACACAGGAGACACAGGAGACAGGACACACAGGAGACACAGGAGACACAGGAGACACAGGAGACACAAAAAAGACCCAGAAGACACAGAAGACACAGGAGACAGGAGACAGGAGACACAGGAGACACAGGAGACAGGAGAGACAGGAGGACAACAACAAUGGGGGAAAACAAAUCAAGUAA